UGCAUUUUUACUAAAUUGCCCCUUUCUUCUUCCUUCAUCAUCCCUCCUCUCUCCCGUUCUGCCGUUCAUCCGCCAGGCAAUGCAUUUCACGAGCCCUGGCCCCACAGUUAGCUUCAAAUUUAACCUUUAACCAGUAUUAAUCCCCCCCCGGCAAUUGGCUUCACUCCACUCCUCUCCCUGACUUCUAUUCCGUCAUGGCGCCCCCUCAGAUCUCCCGCAAAACCCUCGGCCUCCUGCUUCUCCUCGCCGCCGCUGCCGUCUCGCCGGCCGCCGCCGACGAUGUGGUGGCCCUGACGGAGGCCGACUUCGAGAAGGAGGUCGGCCAGGACCGCGGCGCCCUCGUCGAGUUCUACGCGCCAUGGUGCGGCCACUGCAAGAAGCUUGCCCCAGAGUAUGAAAAACUUGGUGCAAGUUUCAAGAAGGCUAAAUCUGUAUUGAUCGCAAAGGUUGACUGUGAUGAGCACAAGAGUAUAUGUAGCAAGUAUGGAGUUUCUGGAUACCCAACAAUUCAAUGGUUCCCCAAAGGUUCUUUGGAGCCAAAGAAGUAUGAGGGUGAACGUUCCGUGGAAGCCCUCACAGAAUUUGUUAACAGUGAAGCAGGCACCAAUGUAAAGAUAGCUGCAGUUCCUUCAAGUGUCGUGGUUCUGACUCCAGAAACCUUUGACUCAAUUGUGCUUGAUAAAACCAAAGACGUCCUUGUUGAGUUCUACGCCCCAUGGUGUGGUCACUGCAAGCAUCUUGCUCCGGUUUAUGAGAAGCUGGCUUCAGUUUUCAAGCAGGAUGAAGGUGUUGUGAUUGCCAAUCUUGAUGCUGACAAGCACACUGACUUGGCUGAAAAGUAUGGUGUUUCUGGUUUCCCCACAUUGAAGUUCUUCCCUAAGGGAAACAAAGCUGGUGAAGAUUAUGAUGGUGGCCGGGACUUGGAUGAUUUUGUCAAGUUCAUUAACGAGAAGUGUGGUACCAGCCGGGAUUCAAAGGGACAACUUACUUCAGAGGCUGGGCUUGUGGCAAGCUUGAAUCCUCUUGUGAAGGAGUUUAUCAAUGCUGCAGAUGACAAGCGGAAAGAAGUCCUUUCCAAAAUUGAAGAGGAUGUUGCUAAGCUCAGCGGUUCUGCUGCCAAACAUGGAAAGAUCUACGUGACAGCUGCAAAGAAGAUUAUGGACAAGGGCUCUGGCUAUACGAAGAAGGAGACCGAGAGGCUUCAGCGCAUGCUGGAGAAGUCGAUCAGUCCUUCCAAAGCUGAUGAGUUCAUCAUCAAGAAGAACAUUCUUUCGACAUUCUCUUCUUGACUUUGAUGAUCCACGGCCCUUUUCUGCUAGUGAGCUAGGGCCAAUAGCACAACCGCCACAUGUCAGGAAAGGAAAACAGAAGAAAUGGAAUGAUAUCUAAGAAAGGUGGUAGUAAAAAAUCCAGUAGUGGCAGAGGUGGAUUUUUGUUUCUUACGAACUUGUACCCAGCUGCUCGUCAAUGCAUGUCCUUUUCUGGUUACAGGAAUUGACUUAGUUUACUUCAGACGGAAGAGGUUUAUGUAGCCAUCCCCAGAUGACACCCCAUACUUUGUGUUUAAUCCAAUAAGUUGGUUAUUCAGCUUCCGGUAGUUAUUUUGC
Molecule: messenger RNA, 1607 nt
Organism: Panicum virgatum (switchgrass)
Lineage: Eukaryota; Viridiplantae; Streptophyta; Magnoliopsida; Poales; Poaceae
Product: protein disulfide isomerase-like 2-1
Exons: 11
Coding region: 195-1289 (364 amino acids)
Biological process (GO): protein folding
Cellular component (GO): endoplasmic reticulum
Molecular function (GO): protein disulfide isomerase activity
Source: RefSeq, a predicted model, not a curated record